This is a messenger RNA of Euleptes europaea (tarantolino), 2121 nucleotides long. RefSeq names its product zinc finger protein 345-like. The coding region runs from base 1 to 2121 and encodes 706 amino acids. Lineage: Eukaryota; Metazoa; Chordata; Lepidosauria; Squamata; Sphaerodactylidae. Gene Ontology annotation, biological process: regulation of DNA-templated transcription. The transcript is spliced from 4 exons. The record is from RefSeq and is a predicted model, not a curated record.
AUGAACAGGAAAAAUCCUCUUUCAGGGGCCCCCACGUCCUUUGUGGAGGUGGCCGUGUUCUUCAAGGAGGAGGAAUGGGCUCUUCUGGAUCCGUCCCAAAGAGCUCUGUACUGGGAAGUCAUGCAGGAGAAUUACGAGACUGCGGCCUCUUUGGGACUUUGGGUUCCGGGACCAUUCCUUGAUUUGCAGCACCAUCCAAGAAACAUGCGGUUUCUCCAAAGCUCUGAAGAAUCGGGCAGGUGUACUGGUGUCCCCUUGUCAGCAGCAGAUACUGAAAGACAGGGGCAACUAGAAGGGGUGUCUUCAGAAAGAGACGAGGAUCUGGAGGUGGUGGAACCUUGGGAUGGAGACGGACCUCGAAGGCAGCUGAGAAGAAAACGGGAAGGAAAACAGAAGCGGAGGAAGGAGUUGGUUGACUGUCAGGGCAGGAACAUCUAUGACAUACCAGCCCAAAGCAAAAUACAAAGAGAAAAGGGAAGGAAUAAGUGUCCCAUGAAAGGGAAAAGGUUGGGCUGCAAAUCCAGCAUUAAGAUAGAAUGGAAGAUCCAAUCAGGAAAGAAAACAUGUGGCUGCUUGGAGUGUGGAAAGAGCUUCUCGCAGAAUAGCCAACUAACUGAUUAUCAAAGGGUUCAUGCAAGAGAGAAGCCACAUAACUUCUUGGAGUGUGGGAAGAACUUCAGUCAGAAGGACAGCCUUACAUUACACCAGAAAAUUCACACAGGGGAGAAGCCAUAUAAAUGCUUGGAGUGUGGGAAGAACUUCAGUCAGAAGGGUAGCCUUACUUUACACCAGAAAAUUCACACAGGGGAGAAGCCAUAUAAAUGCUCGGAGUGUGGGAAGAGCUUCAGUCAGAAGGCCCACCUUACUUUGCACCAGAAAAUUCACACAGGGGAGAAGCCAUAUAAAUGCUUGGAGUGUGGGAAGAGCUUCUCUAGUGGUGGCGACCUCACUAAACAUCAAAGGAUACACACAGGGGAGAAGCCAUAUAAAUGCUUAGAGUGUGGGAAGAACUUCAGUCAGAAGGCCCACCUUACUUUACACCAGAAACGUCACACAGGGGAGAAGCCACAUAAAUGCUUGGAGUGUGGGAAGAACUUCAGUCGGAAGGACAGCCUUACUUUACACCAGAAAAUUCACACAGGGGAGAAGCCAUAUAAAUGCUUGGAGCGUGGGAAGAGCUUCAGUCAGAAGGCACACCUUACUUUGCACCAGAAAAUUCACACAGGGGAGAAGCCAUAUAAAUGCUUGGAGUGUGGGAAGAGCUUCUCUAGUGGUGGCGACCUCACUAAACAUCAAAGGAUACACACAGGGGAGAAGCCAUAUAAAUGCUUAGAGUGUGGGAAGAACUUCAGUCGGAAGAACUACCUUACUUUACACCAGAAACGUCACACAGGGGAGAAGCCACAUAAAUGCUUGGAGUGUGGGAAGAACUUCAGGGAGAAGCCACAUAAAUGCUUGGAGUGUGGGAAGAACUUCAGUCAGAAUGGUAGCCUUACUUUACACCAGAAAAUUCACACAGGGGAGAAGCCAUAUAAAUGCUCGGAGUGUGGGAAGAGCUUCAGUCAGAAGGCCCACCUUACUUUGCACCAGAAAAUUCACACAGGGGAGAAGCCAUAUAAAUGCUUGGAGUGUGGGAAGAGCUUCUCUAGUGGUGGCGACCUCACUAAACAUCAAAGGAUACACACAGGGGAGAAGCCAUAUAAAUGCUUAGAGUGUGGGAAGAACUUCAGUCAGAAGGCCCACCUUACUUUACACCAGAAACGUCACACAGGGGAGAAGCCACAUAAAUGCUUGGAGUGUGGGAAGAACUUCAGUCGGAAGGAUAGCCUUUCUUUACACCAGAAAAUUCACACAGGAGAGAAGCCUUAUACAUGCUUGGAGUGUGGGAAGAACUUUAGUAAAAAGGCCAACCUUUCUUUACACCAGAAAAUUCACACAGGGGAGAAGCCACAUAAAUGCUUGGAGUGUGGGAAGAACUUCAGUCAGAAUGGUAGCCUUACUUUACACCAGAAAAUUCACACAGGGGAGAAGCCAUAUAAAUGCUCGGAGUGUGGUAAGAGCUUCAGUCAGAAAGCCCACCUUACUUUGCACCAGAAAAUUCACACGGGAGAAGCCAUAUAA